Molecule: messenger RNA, 1139 nt
Organism: Hemibagrus wyckioides
Lineage: Eukaryota; Metazoa; Chordata; Actinopteri; Siluriformes; Bagridae
Gene: tpt1
Product: tumor protein, translationally-controlled 1
Exons: 6
Coding region: 130-645 (171 amino acids)
Cellular component (GO): cytoplasm
Molecular function (GO): calcium ion binding
Source: RefSeq, a predicted model, not a curated record
GACGUCAGCGCUCCCACUGCAGUAUCCGGCGGAGAGUUUCCGUUGCUCGGCCUUUUCAGCUGAGCGUCUCAGCCGGGCUGCAGUCUCAGAGCCAGCGCCUCCUGAACCACCGCCCCACAAUCCGACAAAAUGAUCAUCUACAAGGACAUCAUCAGCGGAGAUGAGAUGUUCUCGGACAUCUACAAGAUCAAGGAGUCGGAGAACGGGAUGAUGAUCGAAGUCGAGGGAAAGAUGAUCAGCAGAUCAGAGGGGGACAUCGACGAUUCGCUGAUCGGUGGCAACGCGUCCGCAGACAUCUCAGACGAGGGCUGCGAUUCGACGACAGUCAGUGGCGUCGACAUCGUCCUCAACCACAAGCUCCAGGAAACCAGUUACGACAAGAAGUCUUACAUGGUCUACAUCAAGGACUACAUGAAGGCGGUGAAGGCCAAACUGCAGGAAACGAGUCCUGAACGAGUAGAGCCCUUCAUGGCUAAUGCUCAAGCUGAGGUCAAGAAAAUCCUUGGCAACAUCAAGAACUUCCAGUUUUUCACAGGGGAAUCCAUGAACCCAGAGGGAACCCUCGGCCUGCUCGACUUCCGUGAGGAUGGAGUGACGCCGUACAUGCUCUUCUUCAAAGACGGUCUUGAGACUGAGAAAUGCUAAACUACCCUGCUCGUGUCCCUGACCGCUUCUCAUCAGCGACUGGCCGUGAAAGCUUUUGGAUCAGAUCACCCAUUCCACACGACUCCCCAUCAGGAUCAGGACCAGAAGCUCUUUUAAACCCUCCUCCCCCUCCUCUACGGCCACCGCUUCGAUUCCUAUAAUCAGUGUCCAUGCAGAACUCGAAGCUCCUCCACACCCCCAGCACAGGAGGGGUGAACAGUAUUUCAGUGAGCUGGAUCACAUCAGAGCUUUGCAUUGUCAGGGGAAAGAAGACAUGAUGCAGCUCACUUUAGGGUUUAUUUUUUUAAUUUACAUCAACUUUCUUGACUGCCUGGGAAUUGGUUUUGCUGUGUGCAUGUCGGCGCUCAGACGGCAGUUGUACAGGUAUUAUUGUCCCCUCUUUCCUCGCCCAUGUUGUCCAAAUCACAGAAUUGUAUAGGAUUUCUUGGCACUAUUUGUGAAAUAAAUAAAGUCAAGCUGCUGGCUAAAAGGUG